Molecule: messenger RNA, 935 nt
Organism: Coregonus sp. 'balchen'
Lineage: Eukaryota; Metazoa; Chordata; Actinopteri; Salmoniformes; Salmonidae
Source: the annotation of a GenBank genome assembly
UCAUUUCAGUACCAGACAGUUGUAUCACAUGCAUACUAGCAUCUCUCCUAAUACAUCUCAUAAAUAAAUAGGGAGUGAAGCCAGGACCUGUGGAUGCCAUGGUUGUAGUGAAGCCCAAACCAGAUGCUACUCCGGCAAGCGGAAUUAGGUAUGCAGAGUCCAAUUAAAUAGGCAGACUACACUGUGUUGCGAAAUAAAUGUUAUUAAUCGCUGUUAGAUUCUGGUGUGUUUCCUAGUGAACCCUUUACUUUUCCUGAUAUUGUUAUUCCAGAUCUACACUUUACAAGGGCUACAGCUGUGAGCUACCAGACCCAUCAACCCUCAACCCACUAUCUGCCUAUGCUGACAUGGAACCAGACUCUCUUCCCCUUAUCUGCAGAAUGAACAUCACAUCUGAUAAACCACUCGUGGACUCCAUUUUUGGCAAGGUACAAACUGGCAGUAUCCUGUUAUAUCAACACCCACCACCUCCACCUGACAGUGUUGUCAUCCAUGAGGAUGCACCACCGUUCCCAAAAGUGCCACUGGACGGUUACCAUUUACAACCAACAGACUGUUCAUACGAGAUCAUGACGGAUCAAGAAAAGCUUCACCUCAGUUCUCUGUCUGUGACUUUGUCACAGUCACACCUGAUUGAGGAAGCAACCAGAUGCCAAAGUGAAACACCCAAGUGGCAUUCACUGAGGAAGGAGAGAGUGACUGCUUCACAUUUCCGGGAGGUAAGCCAUGUUAGAGGUACAAGCACAGCAGAAAAACUGGCAGAAAUAAUUAUCAGAGGGACAAGACAAACACCACUAAUGAAAAGGGGGCUGGAAAUGGAAGCAGGUACAUUGAAGGACUAUGCAGUUCUAAAAAAUCUUAAUCUGACAAAGUGUGGGCUAGUCGUGCAUCCGGACGCACCUUGGCUGGGUGCAUCGCCUGAUGGGCUGGUAUAA